UGCUGGCAGCUGGUACCGCGGCAUUGGCAUUGGCAUUGACGAUGGUGUUGGUUAAGGCCGUGGCUUCACCGAGCGUUGCAUUUUAGACUUGAGGAGUACCCGCGCACUCCGAUGCGGAGCUGCGACAGUGAGCCAUCCUCUCUCUCCCCCUCUGCUCGCCAGCCUUCUCGGCGUUUGCUUGCCCGCUAGUUGCCAACCGUGUCUCGUCUCCUCUGCUCCGCUUUCCCAGCCUUCUCCGUUCCUCGCUUGCUAUCGCCUCCUCCCUCGUUGCUCUUCGGCCUUCUUUCCUCCUCCCGUUCGCUUCCUCAUUUCUUUCAUGCCCUUCUCUCUCCGCUGCCAUCAUGGGGUUGAUGUCCAGACGAGUGCUGCCCGUCUGUGGCAGCAUGUGCGUUUGCUGCCCUGCCCUACGCGCUCGCUCUCGGCAACCUGUCAAGCGCUAUAACAUGCUUCUCGCUGACAUUUAUCCCAAAACCCAAGUUGAAGUCCCUAAUGAUCGCAAGAUUGGGAAGUUGGUGGAUUAUGCGGCCAAAAAUCCGUUGCGGAUUCCUAAGAUUGCAAGUGCCCUUGAGCAGAGAGGCCUCAAAGAGCUGAAGAAUGAGCACAUCGGGACUGUCAGGGUUGUCAUGCGCGCUUAUUCGAAGCUUUUCAUAGCCUGUAGGGAUGAAAUGUCGUUGUUUGCAAAUAAUGCCUUAAACAUGAUCAAGUCGCUUCUCGACCAACCUAAGCAUGACAGCCUGCGCAUCUUAGGCUGCAUGAUACUGGUGGAUUUCAUCCGGGUGCAGACGGAUGCCACAUACAUACGUAAUUUGGAUUCAAUGGUUCCAGUACUCUGCGCAUUAGCUCUUGAGCAUGGAGAUGAGAAAAAGCGGAUGCCAAUAAGGGCUGCUGCAUUACAAGCCCUAGCGGCAAUGGUAGGUUUUAUGGGUCAACACUCGCACAUUCCCCCGGAGUUUGAUGAGAUUGUUUCUGUAUCACUUGAGAAUUAUGAGCUCCCAUCCGAAGAAUUGGAAGCAAUAGAGAUUGAGAAAGGAGAAGCACAGCAACAGUGGAUGAGGGAGACGAUGAGAUCAGAGAGUCAUGCCCAUGCACUUCAUGUAAUGAGGGAGAAAUUGAACAAAUUGCAUCGGCAUAAGGCACACGAUAUUAUCAUGGAUCCUCUCAACUUGACUAGCGAGGAAGCAGACGCUCCUUCAGUGUGGUCCCAAAUCUGUAUCCAAAAUAUGGGAACACUUGCCAAAGAGGCAACAACUGUACGAAGGGUUUUGGAUCCAAUGUUCCGUUACUUCGACGCUAAGAAGCAUUGGUCUCUGGAGAGGGGACUGGCCCUGGUAAUUUUACAGAAUAUGCAAUUUUUGAUGGAACAGACAGGGAAUGGUCAAUUACUGUUAGCAGCACUGGUUCGACAUCUUGAUCACAAAAUUGUCGAAGAGAAGGUGGUUAUGAAGAGAAAUAUCGUGGCUCUUACUGCUGUUUUAGCGCGCCAAUCGAAGACAAAGGCCACAGUUGCUGAGGUGGGUGCCAUGAGCGACCUGUCAAGACAUCUACGAAUGAGUUUGCAGAUGUCCAUGCAAUCUUCAGUGCCGGGCAGUGUUUUUGAUGAAAAUAUUUCAUUACAAGCGGCCAUAGAAGAGUGCCUGAUGGAGUUCGGACGGAGGGUCGGAGAUGCGGGGCCUCUUCUUGACAUGAUGGCUGCCACUCUGGAGAAACUAUCAACCAAGGCCAUUGUUUCCAGAAGUACAAUACAGGCAGUCUCUGUGCUAGCCCUAGCUGUCGCUUACCUUCCCGACCACUUGUAUGCGCAUCAGGAGUUUCCAGAAUCCCUAUUUAACGAGCUUCUACAGGCAAUGUUGCAUCCUGAUCUGGAAACUCGCGUUGGAGCGCAUCGGAUAUUUGUGUUACUCCUGGUCCCAUCUGCUGCAUCCCAAUCUUCUCGUUAUGAACAGCAGUUCCUCCCUCGCACUGAUAUAUCAUCGCCUAGCCGAAGUAAGAAGAGGGUGUCUGCUUUCUCUUCAGCUGCUGCUUUGUUCGAAAGGCUGAGAAAAGACAGAAGCUUCGGUGGUAGUUUCCUAGAUAGUGACGAUGAGGAUGGAAAGUUAAAAAGCAAGACCAACAGUAUGGGCAGGGCGGUAGGUAAAACAGACAGCAUGGGCAAAUCUGAUUGGCAAUUCGAAGGACGUUCUGAUAGCUUUGGUCGCGAUGAAGUUCGAUCUGGGAGAGAGGAAAUCUCCAAUGGAGCUGCCAGCCCCAGCCGACUUCAAGCCUUUAGACUCAGCUUGGGUCGUUCUAUGGCACAUUUGCGAAAGCCUUCUACGGGCAACAGCAAAGAGACUGAGAUGGCUACAGCAAGGUUAAGUGGAAAUCAAGUGCAGCUUAUAUUUUCGACUCUUUGGUUGCAAGCAAAGUUGGCAGACAAUUGGCCCUCCAGCUACGAGGCUAUGGCACACACCUACAGUCUUGCCCUUCUUUUCUCAAGGCCAAUGAGUUCCAGUCACAACACCCAAUUACAAGCAAUACAGUUGGCCCUUAGCAUCAGGGACCUUGCACUCCAUUCAACUGGUGAUUCCCUCUCCCCGGCAAGAAAAAGAUCCUUGUUCACACUAGCUACCGGAAUGCUUGUGUUUGCAGCGAAGACUUACAAUAUACCUCAGAUAGUUGCCCCUGUCAAAGUUCCCCUUACAUCACUUGUGAAAGAUCCAUUUUUGGACCUGAGCGAGGAUAGUACUUUGACAGCAGCUAGCUCAGCUAUGCAUGCCCAUGGAUAUGCAACGGAGGCAGACGAUGAUGCCGCUUUGAAUUCGUUAAAUCUCAUUUCUCUUGUUGGUGAUUUAUCGAACGAGGCACUUGUUGCACGAAUUGUCGAGGCUUCUCAUUCCUCACCUGAGGUUGACGGUGCGGAUCUGAAGGAAAGGUUGACAGAACAGUUUGUACCGGCUGAUAACGAAAUCCUCAGGUCUCGGUUGUACUCGGAAUCCGUGAAUGCGCGAUCUGCCCAUGCCUCCCAAGAUUCCAUGUCUUUUGAUGAGACACUACUAUCAAAUGCAGUUUUAGAGGAUGAAAGCACCAGUGGAACAGGUUCAGAGCUACCACCUAUGCUAAGGGAUACUGCCAGCAGCGCGCCUGCCCAAGCACCUGGCGUGUCGCAGCUUCUGGAUUUGGCAAAUGAAACAGCUGGACAAGCUGGACUUACUCAUGCUCCGAGCGGUCCUCUGUCGUAUUCUGAUACUGCAAACCAGUGUGAAAAGUUUGGAGUGGGUGCUCACAAGAAGAUGUCUGCUGUUCUAAAGAUGGACAGCCAUGGCAAUGCCCCUUCUACAAAUGCACAUCCCAACACUAAGGAUUCCUACAGGACGAAUGGCUUAGAAAGCACCGAGUUGGACAAAAUUGAUGAACAUCAGGAAGCACGACACGCAAGUAAUUCCAAAAGUCAAAGUCCCGAAUCGAAACCCACAUGGUUGGCGUCACCGAAUGUCGAAGACCUAAAAUUACCCCCGUCAAGUCCAUAUGACAAUUUCCUAAAAGCAGCUGGAUGUUAAUAACUGUGCUCAUUGUCUUGCGAAGUAUUUGCCGCUCCUUUUAUGUGAAGUAAAUAUUGUCAUCCAGAUUGGUCUUAGGGUAGUUAUUAAUUUAGGUAUCUGAUAGAGGUUUUCCUGAACGCUGAAUCGUUCUUGUCUGCAGCCGUGAAAUCCUGAAUGGCAGCUCCAUUAUAUGCAUUGUUAGCGGCAAGUGCAUUCAAUUCGCAAGCCGUCCAAUGCACAUCUCGAUUCUGGCGUUGUUGAGGUUAUAAUACUAGAUAGGAAUUCUAAAUAUACCGAUUUACGAAGUUUGAAAUUCUUUCGGGGAGAAGCUCACUUUGGGGUUGUACCCUGCUUCUACCUCCACUUCCAUUAUGUGUUUGUGGUUAUCCUUUGUAAUGACAAACAUAAUGUAGAAGUUGUAAAUACAAACAAGACACUUAGCAAGCUGCAAGUGAGGUGUGA
Messenger RNA from Physcomitrium patens, 3977 nucleotides. RefSeq names its product protein SEMI-ROLLED LEAF 2. The record is from RefSeq and is a predicted model, not a curated record. NCBI's taxonomy places the organism in Eukaryota, Viridiplantae, Streptophyta, Bryopsida, Funariales, Funariaceae.